This is a messenger RNA of Cydia pomonella (codling moth), 3890 nucleotides long. RefSeq names its product E3 ubiquitin-protein ligase RFWD3-like. Bases 251 to 2080 code for a protein of 609 amino acids. Gene Ontology annotation, molecular function: protein binding; ubiquitin protein ligase activity. Gene Ontology annotation, cellular component: nucleus. Gene Ontology annotation, biological process: interstrand cross-link repair; protein ubiquitination. The record is from RefSeq and is a predicted model, not a curated record. The transcript has 2 exons. Lineage: Eukaryota; Metazoa; Arthropoda; Insecta; Lepidoptera; Tortricidae.
AGCAAAUCAAAUCAAAUGUAUGUAAUGUACGCAUUUUUCGCGAUUGUUUUCGAGUUAAUUUAUUUAGAUUAAACGUUUUGUGACACUUUUAUGCGAUUUAUUGAGAGAAAGCCUUAUUCAGUGAUAGUGAUUUGCGUUCUAUUGUAAAUUAGCGAUAAAGAUGGCUAUUUUAUGGAGAAAAGCGUAGCGUCGAAUUGGAGUCAUUGGAAAGCUUGUUAUAAUAUUAUUAAAAAGGUCCCUAUGAUCGACCAUGGGCUCGUCACCGCCCUACUUCCCCGCGCGGGACAGCCCCAGCAUCCUCGAGCCCGUCGAGGACCCCUCUCCGCCACGCUCCCCCUCCCCCGUCCUCCGGGCUCCCUCCCCCGUGCGGCUCCAGCACUCCGGCACCUACACCCCCCGGGACAACAGCAACGGCAGCUUUCCCAACGAUGACAACAACUCCAACUCCAUAGACGGAGUCUUUCCAUCACCUUCCACUUACACAUUCGAUCCUGAAGAGAGUGAUUCCAGUCUAGCGCAGUGGCCUAGACGAGACAAUGCAGCCCCGAGCCCUUUCGUCUCCAACGAAAACAGUAUGUUCAGCACAGCCAUGUCUAAUGAAGAAUCAAACUCUUUACCUGAGGUUAGUGUGCGCGGGGAAGGCAGCGAACGAGGAGAUGACGCGGAUGAACCACCAGCGAAGAUCAGAAAGGUCAGUUCCCCUAAACAAUCACCCCAGCAGGACGAUGGAGAUGGAGAAACAUGUCCCAUCUGCUUAGACUCCUGGUGUACAUCAGGAGACCAUAGACUAGUAGCCUUAAAAUGCGGACAUCUCUUCGGUUUACGCUGCGUCGAGCGCUGGCUUAAAGCACAGACGCAAAGAGAACGUUGCUGCCCGACUUGCAAAAGCAAAGCUACCAUGAAAGAUGUCAGAAACAUCUACGCCAGGAAGAUCAUUGCUGUUGACACUUCAGAGAUCACAACGAUGCAGAAACAAGUCGAACAGGUGACUGUUGAAAAGAGCAGAGUAGAACUAGAAUUACAGAAGUCUAAAAUAGCGCACCGUGCAUGUCUUCAGCAGUUAGAGACACUUAGAAAUACGUUGUUAAAAGCACAAGUUAAACCACAGGUGAAGAGAUCUUGGCGCUUCGCGCUGGAGAAGAAUUUAGAGAUCUGCAAAGACGGUGGCUGUAGAGUUAUGACGUACAACUGUCGGACUUAUGAGCUGUACGUGUCUCAGAAAAGCACCAACGGCUUGUUUCCUGGUUACGGCAUUAGGAAAGUGAGUUGCGUGGACUAUAAGCAAGGACAAUUCGUGCACUUACACCCCAAACCUAUUAGAGACAUAUCAUAUUCCCAACCUAAGGACUUACUUCUAAGUGUAGGUUUGGAUAGCUGCGCUAGAAUCGUGGAACGUGGUAUCCCGAGUACUACAGUCCAAGCGGGUGUACAACUCUGGUCUUGUGCUUGGGACGGUUUAAGAACUAAUGAAUUCUACGUGGGUGGUGUCGGAGGGUUCAUCCAGCAAUACGAUAUUAGGAAUCCUAGUUCGUACAUCCAGCAGUUAUCGGCGCCGGGAGAUAUGUCACCAGUAGUGUCCUUAUGUCCUACGGAAUUCGGUCUGUUAUCCUGUAAUUUAAACUCGUGCUGGUUGUGGUCGUGGCGGGGUAACGGGCAGUGGGAGCCGAGGAGUUUGCCCGUGGAAGGUCCUUUUAUGUCGAUGUGUUAUGAUAAUGAGACGCGUAGAGCUCUAGUGUCGUGUAGGCCUGCGAAUGGGGAGCGGGCGAGACUGUCCUUGUGUCAGUUUAGGAAUGACGAUGAUGUUACGUGCCAUGUUGAGCAGACAUUUCAAGGAUCUGUAAGAAGUUCUAUAAUGUCGAGGGCCGCUUGGGUUCGCGCUGAAGGGGCGACUUGGUUGGCCUCGCACUCCGAGUCCGCUGGUGCGUUAGUUCUGCACGGGCUGGACGGCGCCCGGGGGGCGUCGCUGCCGGCAGCGGAGCCCGCGAUAGACGUGUGCUCGGUGCAGCUGAACGGAGAUACGUUGCUGGCUGCGUUGUCGGAGGCGCGACUGAGAAUAUACAAGGCUGUGCCUACAAGUUAGAGCUUAGAAUAACGAUCUUGUCUUAGGUUUGCAAUAAUUUAUGUGAAAUCGAUUUGGACAAAUAAAUGGACUCUGAAAUGGGCUAGUCUCAUGUAUAACUUAAUUGCUCAUGUAUAAAUAAUCGUAUAAUUUCAAAAUUGACAUUGCACGUAAAAUAUGGUCAAUAUCGAAAUAAUUGUGUACAUCUUCAGUUAUGUAUUCAUUUUAGUCGGUUUUUCAAGCUUGUUUUAUAAAAUAAGAGAUGAGUAAAGCUCAAUGCUCAUUCAAUAUAUGUGUUGUGGACCCAUUUCUUAGUAGUUCUACACUAGUACUGAUAGCAAACAAAGCUAAAACGCCACUGGAUAUUUUAGUGCUGUCCCCAUCAGAUAUAUUGGAGCGACCAAAGUGUUCACAAGUGUGUGAACAAAGCUAUUAUGAAGACGUUAAUGUCCAGUGCAUGACCAGAUAUUUUUAAGUAACUUGGCUCGAUAUAUCUGAUGGCCACUGUACUUUAUUAUACUAAGACUUUAGCAGCUAAUAUUGAACUCCACGGUCUCCACGUUACAUUUUAAUUCACACGCGGGAAUAACAUGAUGAUGGAAUCAUGUGUAUGUAUAUGUAAAACUACUUGACAUUUUUUUAUUAUAAGAAAUUACCCGAAUACACCUUACUGUUUACUGUACAGUCGCCAUCAGAUAUAUCGGAGCGGCCGAGGUGCUCACAAAUAUGUGAACACGUCUCUAUUGUCAAGGCGCUAGAGUGCGUGUUUAGAUAUUUUUUAGCGCCUCGGCAGUUCCGAUAUAUCUGAUGGCCACUUUACCAAACUGAUAGUUUUAACCUCAGUAAGAACUCUUUUGCCUAACUUAAAUGCAUCACAAUUCUCAAGUUACAAUUAGUAUGUCAGAAGUCUGACUAAAUUAAUAUGUUUGUUGUUUUAUAAUUUGAAUUGUAAUUUUGAAUGUUUAUAAUUUGCUUGUAAUUAAAUAUAAAUGUGAUAUGUCAAACGAUCAUUUUGGAGAUUUCGAAUAAUGGACGUAAGGACUCAAAUAAAGAACCGUUAACACAAACCCUAAAAAGGUUCGUUGGGGUAACAUCUAAAGCGGGUUAAUUUUGAAAAUAUCUACUGAACUCACUAUCUACUAUAACUAUUUUGAAGCUACAGUAAGCAAGAUGCCUUGAAAAACUCAGGAACAAUAACUGGGCUCAUCACAUUAAUAAAUGCCCUUACUAGGAGUUGUACCCGGGACCUUCGGUAGGGCAGGCUCACUAUCGACCGAAGAUAAUUUGAAAUAGACGUGGAUUGUCAAAAAAAAAUUGUAGCCGCAGUAAAUUUACUGCCAUCUUUCGACACACAGUUUUGUUUGACAAUACACCUCUAUUUCAAAUUCUCUUUGCUCUGUCGGCUAAGCCAAACAGCCCCGCUAUCCCGCUUUUAGACGUUAUUCCAAUGCAUCUUAUAAAAACUAAAUUGCACGUGCGUGACGGCAGCUUUUGUUUUUCCGAAAAUAAGUACGUCUCCUUUGACCGAUACGCAAUAAUUUAAUAAUAGGUUGUAUUUUUGGUAUAUGUGAUGGUAUGAUAUCCAGAGGCCUAUUCGACUGGUAGGACGAGCGACGCGUGUGAUGACAAGGUUGGAUGGUGGCCACGUCGCGACCUGUGGUGGCUGUGGCUCUUGACUAGUCGAAUAGCCCCCAGAUUUAGAAUGCUGUGUAAAGUGUAUGUUCUGUUUGUAAAUUUGUUACCUCAUCUAGUUUAUUGUGUAUGGAAUAUGUGACAUGUAAUUAAACGAUUUUAAUGACUAACUAAAAUAAAUAUAUCAUUCAUUUUCAAA